AUGAAUCAAAUCAGACAGAUCUCUCGGCUGAACGAGGAAGAGUUGCAAAGGUCGAUACCGUUCAGUGCUUCAUGGCACCAACAGUACAAGGACUCUGCGUAUAUCAACUUCGGUGGGCUGCCCUAUGAACUCAGCGAAGGUGACGUGCUGGUGAUAUUUAGCCAGUAUGGGAUUCCUGUUCAUAUGAAGUUGGUAAGGGAUAAAGAAAGUGGCAAGUCCAGGGGAUUUGGAUGGCUGAAGUAUGAGGAUCAAUUGAGCACUGUGUUAGCUGUUGACAAUUUGAACGGUGCAAAAGUGUUGGGUCGGACCAUUCGAGUGGACCAUGCCUUUUACGAGGAGAAGGAUGUUGAUGAAGAGUAUGAGAGGUUGCUGGCUGAAGAGUUGUCGAACGACAUGGCCAGUGAGGAGGAUGAAGUGGAGGAGGAACGGGACGUUAAAGAAGAUGAGUUCGAGGAUCCUCUGCUGCUGAUGAAGAGACAAGAGAGUGGGAAUAGACGUAGUCAUAGGGAGAGACAUGGACAUAGGGAGAGAGACAGAGACAGAGACAGAGACAGAGACAGAGACAGAGACAGAGACAGAGACAGAGACAGAGACAGAGACAGAGAUAGAGACAGAGACAGAGACAGAGACAGAGACAGAGACAGCAGGAAAACUACAACAAGACCCAAAUAAAUAGUUCUAUAUAUAGAGUUAAUUACAAAGCUUCAUGACUCGAAUUGAACAACCUCAC
Williopsis jadinii is the source of this 730-nucleotide messenger RNA. Its product is annotated as U2 snRNP complex subunit IST3. Bases 1 to 672 code for a protein of 223 amino acids. Lineage: Eukaryota; Fungi; Ascomycota; Saccharomycetes; Phaffomycetales; Wickerhamomycetaceae. The record is from RefSeq and is a predicted model, not a curated record. Gene Ontology annotation, molecular function: RNA binding. Gene Ontology annotation, cellular component: catalytic step 2 spliceosome; U2 snRNP; precatalytic spliceosome. The transcript is spliced from 2 exons. Gene Ontology annotation, biological process: mRNA splicing, via spliceosome.